Miscanthus lutarioriparius is the source of this 420-nucleotide messenger RNA. NCBI's taxonomy places the organism in Eukaryota, Viridiplantae, Streptophyta, Magnoliopsida, Poales, Poaceae. The record is from the annotation of a GenBank genome assembly.
AUGAGGUCGUGGCGGCGGCAGAGCGUGGUCGCCGCGGGCUGUGACGCGUCCGUGCUGCUGUCCGGUCCCGACGACGAGCACAGCGCGGGCGCCGACACGACGCUGUCGCCGGACGCGCUGGACCUCGUCACCCGCGCCAAGGCCGCCGUCGACGCCGACCCCAAGUGCGCCUACAAGGUCUCCUGCGCCGACAUCCUCGCACUCACCGCCCGCGACGUCGUCUCCCAGACGGGCGGACCGUACUACCAGGUGGAGCUGGGGCGGCUGGACGGCAAGGUGGGCACGCGCGCCGUGGUGAAGCACAGCCUCCCCGGCGCCGGCUUCGACCUGGACCAGCUCAACAAGCUCUUCGCCGCAAACGGGCUCACGCAGACCGACAUGAUCGCGCUCUCAGUUGCUGAUCAGUCACGAGAAACAUGA